AUGCGUAGUUUCUCGCACAAGGCUUCCAACACCGUGGACGCCUUUCGCUACCCCGUCCACUCGUCCGGGCACUUCACGACCACCUUCUUCGCGCCAAUCUUGGGCACCAAAGUCCUUCAAAACCGACUUAGCCAACCGCCUAUUCCCGACCACGCAUGGAUCCUGGUUCACUCUCUCGCCGGGAGUGAAGAUCUCGAUAGUCAAGGUCUGGAGGUCCAGCAUCUUCAUCCCAGCCAGCUGCUUGAUCACCAACAGCCACGACGGAUCCUUCGAGAUCAGCUCCUACCUCUGCGCCGGCUCUGGAUAGCCAUCGACCACGUCCCGUGGAAUCGUGACCUGCACGCUGAGCACCUUCAACAAGUUCCGAGUAUGGAAUGGUGGGAAGAGGAACGUGUGCUGGUAUCGGCGAGAUUGACCCAUCCAGAGCGUGUUGCGGAAGAGGUCGAGUCCAGUGCCGAUGACGAGGUCCUUGUGAACACCGCAGCGACGAUCUUCCAUCGGGUCGGCGCCGAUCUGCUCAAUGAUGCUGUUGGUGAUUUCGACAGGAAGGCUGAAGAGGGUCUUGACUUCUUUGGUAGGUUUGAGUUUCUUCACCGCUACGGCUUGCAUGCUGGAGUUGCGACGCUUCAUACCCGCCAUGUUGAGCAGUCGUGCGCGUGUGGAGAGGUGAGACGUAGCAACGAUCGACGGGAUAAUGUUGAUGAGUCGAUGGAGGUGUCGUAG
Zasmidium cellare ATCC 36951 is the source of this 723-nucleotide messenger RNA. RefSeq lists its product as uncharacterized. The transcript has 2 exons. NCBI's taxonomy places the organism in Eukaryota, Fungi, Ascomycota, Dothideomycetes, Mycosphaerellales, Mycosphaerellaceae. Bases 1 to 723 code for a protein of 240 amino acids. The record is from RefSeq and is a predicted model, not a curated record.